Molecule: messenger RNA, 2893 nt
Organism: Megalopta genalis
Lineage: Eukaryota; Metazoa; Arthropoda; Insecta; Hymenoptera; Halictidae
Gene: dpa
Product: disc proliferation abnormal
Biological process (GO): DNA strand elongation involved in DNA replication; mitotic DNA replication initiation; double-strand break repair via break-induced replication
Cellular component (GO): MCM complex; nucleus
Molecular function (GO): single-stranded DNA helicase activity; ATP hydrolysis activity; ATP binding
Source: RefSeq, a predicted model, not a curated record
CGAAAAGCACUGAAAUCGCACUGGACCUAGCAACACCUUACAAUAUAUAUGAGUUUAAAAACGCGGGAAAAUAAUUUGUAGAAGCCAGUAGAAGCGUUCCUGAAUUUUACAGACAGUUUGGAAAUUUGUAUAAAAUAAUGUCGAGUCCUGCCAGAUCAUCAGUGACAAACGAUAGCCCGAAUAGAACUCCUAGAAGACAGGGGCAAGGUUCUAGAUCUCCUUCUGUUUUUGGAACGCCCCGUGCUGCAACUCGCAGUGGAGCUGAAAAUAAUGUGGAAACUCCUUUACGAUGGGGCACCACUGGUGCACAACGAAAUGUACCAACUCAGAACCGGACUGCUACAAUUGUUGCUUCUUCCGAGCAUGAUAGUGCCGCUGGUUCUGGUGAUCAUUCAGGACAAAUUAUUGGAUCGGAAAGUGGUUUGCAAUUGUCAUCACCAGUAAAUUAUGGUACUCCUAGUUCUCUAGGAUCAAUUCGUACACCAAGAAGUGGAAUUCGAGGCACUCCGAUUAGGCAUAGACCUGAUAUUAAUACAGACAAACGUUUACGUCAAUUUUCAAUACAAGAACCAAUUCCAGAAGUUCCAAAUGUACCAGGAACAUCAGAAAGUGACACAGCUGGGCCUCACUUAGUUGUAUGGGGAACAAAUGUAGUCAUAAAUCAAUGUAAAGAGCAGUUCAAAUUGUUUUUUCAAGAAUUUAUCGAUCCAGAAGCCGAAAAUGAUGAACUACCAGAAAAUAUGAAUUUAUCAGAACCCUUAUAUGUUCAGAAGUUAGAAGAAAUACAUACCUUGGAAGAACCAUACUUGAAUGUAAACUGUGCUCAUGUAAAAUCUUUUGAUCUGCAUCUUUAUCAGCAAUUAGUUUCUUAUCCACAAGAGGUAAUACCAACUCUAGACAUGGCAGCAAAUGAGUUAUUUUUUGAGAAAUUCCCAGCAGCUGUCUUGGAGCAUCAAAUUCAAGUGCGACCUUUCAAUGUGGCUAAGAUUAAGUCCAUGAGAGAUUUAAAUCCUUCUGACGUUGAUCAGUUAAUUACUGUACCAGGAAUGGUGAUUAGAGUAUCGAGACUGAUUCCACAAAUGCGAGAAGCCUACUUUAAAUGUAGCGUUUGCGCAUUUACAACUCUAGUUGAAAUUGAAAAAGGAAAAACAAAAGAACCAACAGUAUGCGGAUCUUGUUCACAUAAAUAUUCCUUUACAUUGAUACAUAAUCUCAGUCAUUUUUCUGAUAAACAAAUGAUUAAAUUGCAAGAGGCUCCAGAUGAGAUGCCACAAGGUCAGACUCCACAUACUACCAUUGUAUUCGCCCACAAUAAUUUAGUAGAUGCUGUGAUGCCUGGAGAUAGAGUCUCUGCUACCGGAAUUUAUAGAGCAGCUACACAUAAAUCAAAUUUUGAACAUAAUUUCCAAGCCAUUUACAGAACAUAUAUCGAUGUAGUUCAUUUUAGAAAACAUGAUUCUAAACGACUGUACGAUCAAGAAGAUGGUAAAGAACAUAAUUUCGCCCCAGAAAGAAUAGAUCUUUUGAAAGCAUUAUCACAGAAAGAAGAUAUAUAUGAGCGAUUAUCAAGACACAUUGCACCCAGCAUAUAUGCAAAUAAUGAUGUAAAAAAGGGCAUUAUAUUACAAUUAUUUGGUGGAACUAGGAAAUCUUCUACGAUAUAUGGAAAACAUUUUCGACCUGAUAUUAAUAUAUUGCUCUGCGGUGAUCCUGGUACAAGCAAGUCACAAUUACUUCAAUAUGUUUAUAAUUUGGUUCCAAGGUCUCAGUAUACCAGUGGAAAAGGCUCCAGUGCUGUUGGUUUAACUGCUUACGUCACAAAAGAUCCAGAGACAGGACAAUUAAUAUUGCAGACAGGUGCACUGGGACUUGCAGAUAAUGGAAUAUGUUGUAUUGACGAAUUUGAUAAAAUGAGUGAGAGUGCCAGAUCAGUAUUACACGAAGUAAUGGAACAGCAAACUUUGAGCAUAGCUAAAGCUGGCAUUAUUUGUCAAUUAAAUGCUAGAACCAGUAUACUUGCAGCAGCCAAUCCAAGUGAAUCUCAAUGGAACAAAAAUAAAACUGUGGUUGAAAAUGUAAAAUUACCCCACACUUUACUUUCUCGCUUCGAUUUAAUAUUUUUAAUGUUGGAUCCACAAAAUGAUGCAUAUGAUAGUAAACUUGCAACACACAUGGUAUCCUUAUAUUAUAAAAGUCUCGAUGAAGAUGAAGAUGAAGAACUACAUAGAAGCAUUGUUCGUGACUAUAUAGUCUAUGCAAAAGAGCAUGUUCAACCUAUUCUCAAUGAAGAAAGUCAGCAGAGAUUGAUACAAGCUUAUGUUGAUAUGAGAAGAGUUGGGAAAGGUCGUGGACAAAUAACAGCAUAUCCAAGGCAAUUAGAAUCUUUGAUAAGAUUGUCUGAAGCACAUGCAAAAUUACGAUUGAGUCCUAUUGUAGAAUUACCAGAUGUUGAAGAAGCUUGGAGAUUGCACAGAGAAGCGCUGAAGCAAUCCGCCAUUGACCCACUAAGUGGUAAAAUAGACAUUUCUAUUCUAACUACUGGCAUAUCCUCUAUAGCCAGGAAAAAGAAGAAGGAAUUGUGUGACGCAAUCCAAAAAAUUAUUGAAAGCAAGGAUAAAGUACACGUACUUAAUCAACAGAAACUUUUUGCUGAACUUAAACAAUCUUCUGAACUGAUGAUUACUAGAGACAUGUUUGAAGAUGCUUUACGGGAGCUACAAGACAAUGGAUUAAUAACAGUAAUUGGAAGAAGCAACAUUCGCAUAUCGUAAUUUUGGAUACGUUAGAUAUUUUUCAUUAUUUUUAUACAUAUUUUAAGAAUCAAGCCAAUCAAUUAUUGGAAGUGUUGAACACGUCAUUAAAAAAAAAAUAAAAGAUACGUAUUUUAACAUAA